UAUUCUGAGCUUUGCGUCUGAGCCUCAACCUCCCUUUUAGGGUGUGUUACAACUGGCGUAGUCGGCAGGACGUAAAGAAACAAUCAGAGUCGUGCAAGAGAAAUUAUGACUGAGCCAGGUAGUUCAACAAGCCCCAGAAUGAUGCCAAUAUACACGGGAAGCAUGAUUAUAUCCAAGUUUCGAGGCAAAGAUUCAGACUGUAGUCUUGGAGAAUGGAAGAGACAGUUAAACACACUAUUUAAUCUCCAAAACAUUCCGGUCGAAUUCAGGGCUGACUUUACACUUAGCUGCUUGGAAGGGACUGCAAAAAGACAAAUUCUAAUUCUACCCCAAGAGAGAAGAAAGACAGCUGAAUUGAUAUUUAAAAAAUUAGAAGAGCUAUACGGAGAUCAAGCCUCUGCCUCGGUCCUGCGCGCCCAGUUUUUUAAUAUCACCCAAGAGCCUCAAGAAGACAUUGAUAGCUUUGCUCUCCGGAUUCAAGAACACUUUGCCAGGCUGAAAAGGAGAGAUGCUCGAGGACUAAGAGACGAGGAUGUCCUGCUCCGUGAUGUUCUCAUCGAUGGCCUAAGAGAUCCAGCCAUGCGGGGUGAGUUUAGAAGUAAAGUCCUCCUAAAUGAUGACGUAACAUUCGAACAAGUAAAAACGGAAAUGUUAGUACGUGAACGCGCAUAUGGGGCAAAACAGGAUCAAGUACAGUGUUUCGCCACUAGGGGGCAUUCUUCCUCACUUAACAGCGACCUAGAACAAAUGAAAAGACAAUUAAAAGAGGAAAUGAAUGAUCAGAUAGCAAGUAAAUUUAAAGAACUGUCUCAAUGCUUGAUAAGUGAAAUUCGAACAGAGCUCCAACAGGCCUCGCCAAGAAGGGCGCAACAAACAUCGACGCAGGGACGGAAUCAUCAUACACCUGACCGCAGGGCCCCAUGGCGUCCAGCAGCCAAUCAGUAUGACGAGCAAGACACGGGAUCACAAGUAACAUUGAUGAGGGAGAGUUUUUUCCAGGAACAUUUUGGCCAGCAGGGGGCACUACUUGAAGACCCUUCAGCAUGGUUGGCACUACAAGCAGCAAACGGCCUUGCGAUUCCGUACCUGGGGUAUGUACUGUUGGACGUGAAGGUGGGUGAUGUGCUCUUCCCUGGCUGUGGCGUUGUAGUAGUUAAAGAUCAUUGCUUGGCUAAUACAAAUGGUCUAGUGGGAACCAACAUAAUUAAGCAUUGCUGGGAUACACUGACCAAAGACAAUCUGACUGUGCCCUCUUUGUCCAGUGAACGCUUUCAACAGCAGUCGUGGCGCAAUGCCAUGAGAGUAUGUGCAAAGGAGGCCAGAUUUGCAGCCAGCGAUGGGUUUACAGGGUAUGUACGCACUAUUAACCGUUACCCUCUGGAAAUUCCAGGACACAGUGAAGUCCUGGUGUGGGGCCGUACCAAGGCUGGCAUUCAGAAACGGGAUUACCAGUGCCUAGUGGAGCCCUUUGGGGAGUCUGAUGUGCUCACCGCUCGAGCAGUAUCAACGGUCAAGCAGGGAAGGUUACCCAUCAGAGUGAGAAACAUAAGCAGCACCCCGGUCUACCUACGACGCCACCAGAAGCUGGCUAAGGCAUUUGUAGUGGAACCAGCAGACAUUGUACAAGACACGGAUGUGAGUAUGUCCAGAGUGGGGGAACAGGUGGUACAGGUUAGCUUAACGCAAGUAAAACAAGACCUAAAGGACCGGCCCGCCCUAGUGGAUGUUAACAACAUUGAUAUCUCCCCAGCCCAAAGACUGAAAUUACAGGAACUGUUACACAAGCAUCAGGCUGUGUUCUCUUGUCAUGACGAGGACUAUGGGAAGACGAGCACCAUACAGCAUGUGAUCCCAACAGGAGACGCCGCACCUGUGAGAGGACGCCACAGUCAUGUGCCUCGCCACCUGUACCAGGAAGUGAAAACCCUCAUUCAAGGUAUGAUUGAUUCAAAGAUUGUCAGACCAAGUACCAGCCCAUGGGCAUCUCCCAUUGUGUUAGUUAGGAAGAAAGAUGGGACUCUGAGAUUUUGUGUGGAUUACCGCAAGUUAAAUCUAUUGACACACAAAGAUGCGUAUCCCCUCCCUCGCAUCGAAGAAUCCCUUGCCAGCCUGACCAAUGCUAAGUUUUUCAGUACUCUAGACUUGCACUCAGGAUACUGGCAAGUCCAGAUGGCUCCAAAAGAUAGGGAGAAGACAGCAUUUACUACUCCAAUGGGACUAUAUGAAUUUGAUAGGAUGGCGUUUGGUCUCUGUAAUGCUCCGUCUACAUUUCAGAGGCUUAUGCAAACCUGUCUAGGAGAUCAAAACCAAGAGUCUCUGCUGAUUUAUCUAGAUGACGUUAUUGUGUUUUCCCCUGACUUUGACACACAUCUAACCCACUUGGAUGUUAUCUUCAGCAGACUAACUAGCCAUGGACUCAAAUUGAAACCUAGCAAGUGUUGCCUGCUGCGACAGGAGGUCCAGUACUUGGGCCAUCGGGUGUCAAACAAAGGGGUGUCUCCAGAUCCUGACAAGAUGCCAGCAACAGAGGCCUGGGGGCAGUGCUCGCCCAGGUGCAGGGGGGUAAGGAGCGAGUCAUCGCUUUCGCUAGCCGGAGCCUACAUCCAACUGAAAGAAAUGACAAGACAGCAGUCCCAGACCAGAGGGAAGAGCGAGAGGGACUGGAGAUACCAGGCUUCCGGGAGGUUCAGCCGUCAACAGUGACUGCCC
Clupea harengus (Atlantic herring) is the source of this 2709-nucleotide messenger RNA. RefSeq lists its product as uncharacterized. The transcript is spliced from 4 exons. The record is from RefSeq and is a predicted model, not a curated record. NCBI's taxonomy places the organism in Eukaryota, Metazoa, Chordata, Actinopteri, Clupeiformes, Clupeidae. Bases 106 to 2703 code for a protein of 865 amino acids.